This is a messenger RNA of Durusdinium trenchii, 7431 nucleotides long. The record is from the annotation of a GenBank genome assembly. Lineage: Eukaryota; Dinophyceae; Suessiales; Symbiodiniaceae.
AUGUUCAAGAUCUUCAGCGAGCGACAAGCCAGGAAAUUCCGCAUCCAGUACUUUGACUUGGUGCUGCACCAGGAUGUGAGCUGGUUCGAUCUCAAGGAGAUCGCAGCGCUGCCGGCGGAGAUCAACGAUGACCUGGAGAAGAUCCAAGACGCUUUCGGCGACAAGUUCGGGAACGGUGUGAUGUCGGGGUCGGCGUUCAUCGGUGGUUUCGCCUGUGCCUUUGGACUGGGCUGGCUGGUGGCGCUGGUGAUGUGCGCCAUGCUUCCCUUCAUGGGCGUGGGUGCGGCGAUCAUGGGAAAGGCCGUGCAAGAGAUCCAGAUGGAGUCGCAAAGUUGGUAUGCCAAAGCGGCCGCCGUGGUGGAGGAGUGCCUCUUCGCGAUGCGCACGGUGGUCGCCUUCGGUGGUGAGUUCCGAGAGCUGAAGAAGUUCGGAGAGGCGCUGGUGCACACGCGUCGAGGUGGUGUGCGAAAUGGCUUCAAGAUUGGAGCUGGCAUGGGCUACACGAUGAUGGUGGUCUUCUUCGGCUACGCUUUGGCGUUUUGGUUCGGCAUGACCUUGCGCUACAACGGAGCUUUGAACCCCUCCACGGGGAAAGAAUGGCAGCCCGGCAACAUCAUGGCCAUCUUCUUCUGCGUCUUCAUUGGCAGCUUCAUGGUGGGCAAUUUGGACCCCAGCAUCAAGGCCAUGCAGGCCGCACGCAUGGCAGCCGGCCGUUUCUUCAAGGUCAAAGAGAAUAAGCCUGCUAUCCAGUGCUAUGGUGCGGAUGGUCGACAGGAGAUCUCCAGCAUUGAGAAAUUUGAGUUCCAGUCGGUUCACUUCAACUACCCAGCACGCCCUGAAGUGAAGAUUCUGAACGGUCUGUCCCUCACCGUGCAGCGUGGGCAGAAGGUGGCCGUGGUGGGCGAGUCCGGCUCGGGCAAGUCCACCGUCAUGGCACUGAUGGAGCGCUUCUAUGAUCCAGCCUCCGGUGUGGUGAUGGUCAAUGGCCACGAUAUGAAGACCUUUAAGAUCAGCUCUUUGCGAAGGUGCAUUGGCUACGUGGGACAAGAGCCCGUUCUGUUCGCCAGCUCCAUCAAGCACAACAUCAUGCAGGGCAAUCCAGAUGCCUCCAAGGAAGACUUCAUUCAAGCCUGUGCGGAUGCACAGCUGAACUUCGUGGACACCUUGCCGGAGAAGUACAACACCUUCGUGGGAGCCGGGGGUGGUCAACUGUCAGGUGGGCAGAAACAGCGCAUUGCCAUUGCCCGAGCCCUCCUCAAGAAGGCAUCCUUCCUCUUCUUGGACGAGGCGACCAGUGCAUUGGACAACACAUCAGAGAAGAUGAUUCAGCAGACCAUUGAUAGCAUCAGCUCCAAAUCCGAGAGUGGUCUCGGCAUUGUGAGCAUCGCCCACCGUUUGAGCACGGUGCGCAACGCAGACCUGAUCUACGUGCUGAGUCAGGGAUCGCUGGUGGAGAAGGGCAACCAUGCGAGCCUCAUGGACAAGAAGGGUACCUACUAUGCGCUGGUGGCUGCCCAAGAGUCCUCGGAGAAGAUGGAGGAGAAUGACCAGCCAGGGCUUCCUCAUGAACACACCUCGGCGAUCCUGCAGAGGAGGGAUUCGGAACAUAGCGCUGAAUCGGAGACGGCACGCGUGCAACGGGAGAAGAAGGAAGAAGAGGAGCGAGCGAAGAAAAUCGAGGAGUACAAGGUGCCCAUGUCGCGACUGUUGAGCUACAACCGUCCCGAGUGGCCCUUCUUUGUGCCAGCGGUGUUGGGCGCAUUGCUGGAUGGUGCUGCCAUGCCGGUUUGCACGGUGGCACUCGUUGGAUCGAUGGAUGCCUUCUUCAAACCCGACAAGGAAGAGAUGAAAGCCGAGCUGGAGUUGAUGGCUAUCAUUUUCGUCAUCAUCGGCGUGAGCUGCUUGAUCGGGAGCACCAUCUCGCAUGGCUGCUUCUCCAUUUUGGGUGAGGCGAUGACCCAACGCUUGCGCGUGGCCAUUUUGACGUCCAUGUUCCGCCAGGAGGUGGGCUAUCACGACAAUCCUGAGAACACCCCAGGUAUGCUGUCCAAGGCAUUGGAACUGUGGGCCUUCCGGGUGGCCACCUUGUGCAAAUCCAUUCAAGCGAAGGCUGCUGCCAUGAGCUCACUGGUGGUGGGCUUGGUCUUGGCUUUUGCAUACUGUUGGCAGAUGUCUUUGGUGAUGUUGGGUUCCAUCCCUGUCAUGAUUCUGGCGAAUGCCAUCCAGAUGAUGGUGCUGCUGGGUGCUUCGAAGAAUGAGAACACGAACCUGAAGAACGCCCAGCAGAUCGUCACCGACUCGGUGAUGAACGCACGCACCGUCCAAGCCAUGGGCGUGGAGAAGUCGUUGGUGGCGAUGUACGUGGGUUGGGUGGACAAGUCCGUGCACGGCAUGUGUCGCCGCAACUUCUUGGCUGGCUUGGGCUUCGGAGUUGCCUCAGGCAUUAUGUUCUUCAUCAUGGCUGGGGGCUUUUACAUCGCCUCCAUCCUGAUCAGAGAUGGAACUGCGGACUUCAGGGGAGUCAUGAUGGCUUUCAUGGGCAUUUUCUAUGCUGGCAUGGGCGCAGGACAAGCCGCCGUGAUGGUUGGAGAUGCCACCAAAGCCAAGGUCGCUUGCCACGACAUGUUCAAGCUCAUGGACCGAGUCUCGUUGAUCGAGGGCUUGGAACCUCGGGGCGACUCGCCGCCAGGGCUGGACGCGGGGACCAUCGAGUUUCAGGACGUCAAGUUCUUCUACCCUUUCAGGCCUGACAUUCAAGUCUUGAAGGGCAUCACGUUCAAGAUCACCGCCGGGCAAUCCGUCGGUUUGGUCGGCCCGUCGGGUGGAGGCAAGAGCACCGUGAUGUCAUUGCUGCAGCGUUUCUACGAUCCAGUGGAGGGCACCGUGUACAUCGGCAGCGGAAAGAUGCCGUUGAGCUCACUGAACAUCCGCUGGUGGCGCAAGCAGAUUGGCUUCGUGGGGCAGGAGCCGAUCCUCUUCAACACGACGGUGAAAAACAACAUCAUGUAUGGUUUGGACGAUGACGACAAGCCACCCACGAAGGAGUACAUUGAGCAGUGUGAGCAGAUGUGCAACUUGGCCUUCCUCCACAAGAACGGCAACCGUGGCCUUGAGACUGAGGUGGGCCCCCGCGGCAGCCGUUUGUCGGGCGGACAGAAGCAGCGGGUGGCCAUUUGCCGUGCUUUGAUUCGAAACCCAGCGGUGAUGCUCUUGGAUGAGGCCACCAGUGCACUCGACACACAAAGUGAGGCAAUUGUGCAGACCGCGCUGGAGGCUGCGCUGAAGGGACGUACGUCCUUUGCGAUCGCGCAUCGGCUCUCCACCAUCCAAGGCUGCGAUGUGAUCCUUGUGAAUGCUGAUGGCCGAGUGGUGGAGAAGGGCAAUCAUGAGGAACUCAUGGCUCUCAAGGGCGUGUAUCACAAGUUGCAGAUGCAGCGUGAAAAGUGCCGCAGCCGCAGCCGGAGCCGAGCGGAGUUCCGGGGUUCCCCGACGAGCGGUGGUUGGAGAACCUCGGACCUCAACACGGAGGUGGGCGUUGGAGUGGGCCGAUGUGAGGAAAGAGCGGCCGAGGUUCAGCAGAAGCACCUGGUGGACAGCCUCAGUUCUUCUUCUCGUUUUGAUGGGCGCCUAUGGCGCCUACUUUCUUCUUCGAGCUCGGCGCAAGUCCCAGAAGGUGGACGCGCGGUCAAGGUCGCGCUGCGGUCCGGGCUGUGUCGAUCACGCCCUCUCGACGGGCGCCCUCUCGGACGCGCCCCCACUGCGGAGCAGUUCCCACUGGUCGGCCAAGUAUCAAUGCCAACAGACCCUGACGGAGAGCAGCAGAUGGUCUCGGCCCAAGGCCUCCUUCUGCUGCCAGCACCAGGGCUUGGGCUGCGAAGUUUGGAGGAAAUUGCGCCGGGGCAAGUGGGGGACUUGGGCACUCGAUGCGAUAGCGUGAGCGAGGUUUUGGCCUUUUCUGGAGCUCAGAGCUGUGUCCGGUCGAAGUAUGACUGCAACCAGGGCGCCCGGAACUGGUACCGGAGCUGGUCGGGCGACCGGAAGGCCUGGUGUUGUCAGAACAUGGGCCGUGGAUGCAUGCUCUACCGAUGCGAGGGCUCGGCUUUUGAUUGGAGCAUGCGGAAGAAAGCCUGGUGUUGCCACAAUGCCUACCGUGGCUGCAAUUUGGCCGCUGCUGUAUCCAAGCCUUGUGACCACUUAUGUCUAUUGAAGGGCGAGUCCGGCACCUGCAAGAUGCACAUUCAUUGGGCAGCAGAAGGCCGCGCGCCCGGAGAUUGCACCGAUGCGCAUCAGUGGGUGCUCGCCCAUUGCGUGAGCUGCGCAGGGGUCCGGGCGAACCACUGGCCCGAACCUGGCUUCGGGCCCGUGGCCAUGUUGCGCCUGGCAGCGAGCGAGUUUGCCGGGUUUUCAACAUCUUUGAGCGAGUUGUACUGGACAUGGCGACGUUUGGACGCUUUCAUGCUUCGCCCGGCGAAGCGGAACCGCCCGGCACACGCGGAACAGCGCCGGCGGCACCGGCCUUGGGAGGAAAGUGCGAGCCACCUCGCGCCUGGCUUUGACCUCCGCCAGGAAUGUGUCCAUCGUGAGCGACGUGCACGGAAGCGUCGUACCUUGGCGCGGAACCCGCGGCAGUUCGUCUCCAGACCACGCGGCACGCGGCGGGGGAAAACGUCUCGUGUGGGUGGGUAUGGGAGGGCGCAACGAGCAGGCGCUGCUGCCUGUGCAGCCUCCUGUGCACAGGACUUUCCCGACGCCACAGAGCUCAUCGAAGAGCUCUUCGAGCGAUGGGAUAGGGACGGGAGUGGAGAGCUUUCACUCGAAGAGUUUCGAGAGGGCUUACAACGGGACGGCGCCUUCCUGAAGUCCCGCGCGAGGACAUCCGUUCGAGACAUCUUGCUGGAGCCCGUUGCAGGGCUCCUCUCACGUACCUGGGAGGGAGCAAGCGCACAUGCCGCAGCACUCACAGGCGCAGUGUGGGAUGCCACGAUGCAGCGCGUGGCCUGUGUGGGCGACGGUUGCCGCGUCGCCUGGCGAGACGGCACACGGCUGGUGCGCUCGGCGCCCACCGCCGUGGGGCAGGCUUCCUACCGAUGCAUGUUGGAAAUGAGCUCGGUGCAGACGGUCUAUUUGGAAGCUGAGCUCUUGGAAGGAGAUGCGAAGGAACACCUUUGCAGCAGCGGUCCGAUUUCUUUGCGUGAUGAAGACUGGGUGUGUUUGAGCACGACCGAAACGGCCAGCGGCGACCUUUUCAAGUUAAUGUCCUGCAUGAGAGAUUCUCCUGGCUGGACCUUCUGCUUUGAUGUGAAAGAGCGGCCAGAUGGCACAGCCAUCCUUACACAUGUCCGGGUCGUGCGGACUACUUCAGUGACCCAACGGCCUCGUCCCGCAGAAGAGUGCACCCGCGGCCACGCGGCGGACGGGCCACUCCAUCGCCUUCCGGAGGUUUUGGAUUGCACUGAGCCGGAAGUUGAGGGAUCGCAGCACCCUGCACAUCGAAAUUUGCUUCGACUCUAUCAUCAACCCACUGAAGAGAUGUUAAAAGCUGAAUUCUGGGAGGGGCUGGUGCAGCACCAGUUGAAAAUUGGUGUUGAUCCAAUGGCACUGCCCAUGCAGUGUCCGACACCAGCAGUGCCAAAGGCACAUUUGCAAGAGAUGGGCUACUGCCGUUUGCCCAUGUCUUUCAGUGGGAUGCAGGACAUCGUUUUGGCCAUGGAGAGAUUCCAACACCUGGGUUUUCCUCCUGUUUUUGUUUUCAUGUUUGAUGAGCCCUGGCGGAUGCUUCGUGAGCUUUUUCCACUGGUCGCCACCUUGCUGGAGAAGGAGGAGAAAGACGUUCAGGUGAGCCUUUCAGUCUUCGCUUGGGCUCUUCGCCCAAGUUCCGCGGACGACGCCGAACGAGACGGCAGAGACGCCUUCGCUGGAGACGCCUUCGGCCAGGCGCAUCGCGACAAGAGCUAUCGGGAGUGUCAUACGGCAGAGGGACGCUUGGGGAUGCUCACCACUUGGAUCCCCUUGGUGCCGGUCACGGAAGAGGACGGUUGUAUGCAUGUGGUGCCGUCCAACGGAGACGAAGCGGAGGAGCUGCCCUGCCGGGCUGGAGGAGAAGCGUUGAUGUGCCAAGCAGGAGAGGUGCUGAUUUGGAAGGCCAACCUCAUCCAUUGGGGCGCCCGCGCCACGGCCUUCGUGACGGAGGAGGUCCCAGCCUUUGGGGCGCUCGCCACGGUACCGGCCACCGAGCUGCCCCGGGACGUGGGGACACGGCUCAGGGUCAUCUUGAAAUCGCUCUUGCAGUACAAGUCCUGGUAUCCCGAUUUUCGCGGCUUCGACUUCCUGGCUGGAGAGAAAAAGACGCGAACGCGAACGCAGUGCUCAGAUGCAGACACGGUGGUCAUAGCGAGACCGGUGGUGUACAACCUGUUCUCUCGGCAGCUGGCUGUUUUCGUGCCCAACUUUUGGGACUCGACAAAGAUCGAAGCGGAUAUUUUCCUGCAGCGCUCGUUUUGGCUGCGCAAUCUCACCAUCAGCCCAGCAGCCGCUUCACUGCUCACGGCGCUCGCUCCACCGGGCUUGAACUUCACACGGGUCUUCAUCAGCGAUGCGAAGGUGUCGUGGAACAAUCUCAUGGCCCUCGACUCCAGUCCCAUCGUCGUGGAGAUCGACCGAAUCUCAGCAGAAGCCAGUGAGCUACCUGCUGGUGGGGAAGAAGAGGUGGAAGACUUGAUCCGUCAAUGGCUGGAUGUGUGUGGUGGUGUCCAGCCAGAUCCAUUUACAGGCCGUUAUCCGCUCUUGGAUGCAGCCACCUUCCGCGUGCACCACGUGGACCUCACCAUCACGAGCCCGGCCCGGUAUGGCUUCCUGUCCGUGUCCUUGCGAGGGCUGGAGGUGAAAGCCGUGAACAAGGAUGGCCAACAGCAAGACUUGCUGCACAUGCUGGAACGGUCCCAGGACUGGGAGAACAACGCCAUUACGAUGUCGCGCUUGGUGGAGUGUAGCCAGGCAUCAGCCCGCUACCUGAAAUCUGGAGUAGGGCUGCAAGAUGGACACUUCAGCGAUUACUUGUUGGAACCCACACCUCUUAGCCUGCUUUUGCAGCAAGUGAAGAAUGUGUCAGAUAUGCGGCAGAUCUUCAAGCAGCGCUAUACUGUUUCGGUACCCAGUGGUCGCUUGUUGCUUUUGGGCCCCUUGGCCGGAGAGCAGACCGAAGACCUCCCAGACGUCCCAGCGGAUCCACGGCUCUGUCCCUUCGACGUUCCCACGCCCGAAUGGCGAAUCCAAAUGGCCAGCCGCGAUCAAUUCGAUUGGAUCUUUUCGGCAUGGACCCUUGAAGCAGUUGGUGAAGACGGUUGCAGUGGCAAGCAUGGGUGUUGGAAUGGCAGUGGGAGUGUUUUUCCUACUUUGCCUGGCCAGCAACUGCUUUGUUACAGUGAGGCCUAG